Molecule: messenger RNA, 184 nt
Organism: Ambispora gerdemannii
Lineage: Eukaryota; Fungi; Glomeromycota; Glomeromycetes; Archaeosporales; Ambisporaceae
Source: the annotation of a GenBank genome assembly
AUGUUAGAAACUCGUAUAAAUGACUUUGGUAUGGAAGAUGUGCAUUCAGAAAUCACCAAACAAGUACCUGUAGUUCGCAAUACUUUACCAACAAAUGUCGUGAUAUUGAAACCUGGUGAUCCACCCAAUUGUAAUGAAAAUGUUCAUGCAGCAUGUGAAAUGUACCAUGGUGAUUUACCUCAUG